Zasmidium cellare ATCC 36951 is the source of this 345-nucleotide messenger RNA. RefSeq lists its product as uncharacterized. NCBI's taxonomy places the organism in Eukaryota, Fungi, Ascomycota, Dothideomycetes, Mycosphaerellales, Mycosphaerellaceae. Bases 1 to 345 code for a protein of 114 amino acids. The transcript has a single exon. The record is from RefSeq and is a predicted model, not a curated record.
AUGGGUGAUGAUAGGGUUGCUAAAUUCUGGGAACGUAGUCUGCUAGGACAACUUUUCCAGACUGAUUACAUCGAGGACCACCUUGCCAUUUUCGUGGCUGGUAUUAAUUGCAUUCCUCCUCACCUACCAAAGAGAAAGAAACGCAUGUACCAUUACUACGAUCCUGAUCUGUGGAACGGUGACGAAGACGACGAAGAUGACGAAGAUUUCGUCAACGAGGAACAUACUCAGACCGACUCAGAGGGGGACAGCUCAGAAGGGGACAGUUCCAAAGAGGAACUGGCCAAAAUCACGGAAGAAGGGCAAAAAAGGGGCAGGGAAAGCCAAGACCAGAAGGCGCAGUAA